Messenger RNA from Cylicocyclus nassatus, 1869 nucleotides. The record is from the annotation of a GenBank genome assembly. NCBI's taxonomy places the organism in Eukaryota, Metazoa, Nematoda, Chromadorea, Rhabditida, Strongylidae.
AUGCGCCAACCUCACAUAAUAGAACUGGUUCUUUUCCUCAGUUUGGAUGCUUUACCACUCCAUGAAAAAGUGAACAAGUUUGAGCCUGUUAUGCAUCUGUACGCACAAGCGAAGGGUCCAUGUUUUGAGCUUACGAGGUUUUGUCGUCAAAGUGAGCUGCAAAAUGGUUCUUUUUUGAGCAGUAAUCCGGAUUUAAUAAUGAGGAUUUGCUGCUCGGAUCUGUCGUACAUGAGUGAUUAUCGUAGACCUUGUAACUUCUUUUACAAUGUGACCGGCGAGGAAGCUGAGCGUUUGUUGAGACAGUACGGCAAUGAUGGCGAGUUUCUUGCAAGGCCGAGUGAAUCACAACCUCACAACUUCACGCUAUCUAUCAUUCGAGGGAAAGCAAUCACUCAUGUAAAAAUCCAGAAAAAUAGUGACGACUUUUUAGAUUUAUUUGGAGGAGAAUCGUUUGCAUCAUUGAGUGAGCUAGUCCAAUUUUAUAUAGAUAAUCCGGAACAAUUACAAGAACGUAAUGGAGAGUCAAUUACCAUGAAGCGUCCUGUCUCCAUACCGUUGUACGAACCCGCUGCACAAGAAGCACGCGCUCCAGCUUCACAACGAUGGUUUCACGCUAAUAUUACGGGCACCGAAGCUGUUGAUCUUCUCGCAAAGGAAAAGCAGUGGACUUAUCUUGUUAGGGAAAGUCAGCGUGCGCCAGGCUCUUAUGCUAUAACGGUGAAAACGACGGAUGAUCAUGUUGUUCAUAUACUGAUACAGAAGAAGGCUGAUACUGGUAUGUAUCAUGUGGGCGGUGGUGAUGAAUUUCGAACUGUUGGUGAACUUCUGGCGCAUUAUAAUAAUAAUCCAAUGGUAGAGGAAGGCAGUCAGAGAGUGGUUCAUUUGAUGAAUCUGAUUCCAUCAACAUGCGUGCCAGCAGAUGCAAUUGAUGAGCGAAUUCGGCUGCUUGAGGAGGUUGAUCCUGUGACUAAGAAGUCAGGAUUUCUUGAGGAGUUCGAGCGCAUACAACAAGUGGACGAUCAAUUCUCCUCUCGUCGAGAGGGGAAAAAGGAGCAGAAUGUUAGCCGUAAUCGUUAUAAGAACAUUGUGCCAUUUGAUCACACUAGGGUCAUCCUCAAGGACAUACCUCCCAAUGAGUCGGAUUAUAUCAAUGCCAGCUACAUCAGAAUACCGAAGGGACCACCACUACAUCUGUACGCGGAUCGAGAAUACAUCUCCACACAAGGCUGUUUGCCCAACACUUUACUUGACUUUUGGCGAAUGGUUUGGCAGGAAAAUAGUCGUGUCAUUGUUAUGACAACGAAGGAAAUGGAACGUUCGCGGAGCAAAUGUCAUGUGUACUGGCCAGCCUUAAGAGAGGAAUUGAAUCUUCGCGAAUACAUAAUCAAGACUGUUGAGGAGAUCAAAGUCCCCGGUGAUAAUGGGCUGGAUAUGUUUAUCAAGAGACGAUUUAUGGUAGCCAAAAAAGGUAUGCCACAAAGGGAACUAUUCCAUCUUCAGUUCAUAGGCUGGCCGGAUCAUGGAUGUCCCGAGCAUCCAGAGUCGGUACUGCGCUUUUUGGAAGCGGUAGAUGUAGCUUGCAAGAAGGCAAUCUCUACUCAGGGCCCUGUCAUUGUUCAUUGCAGUGCUGGUAUUGGAAGAACGGGAACCUUCAUCGUGAUUGAUAUUCUAUUGAAUCAAAUACGCCAUAGAGGCAGCUCCUGCCCUAUAGAUAUUCCUAGGACUGUGAUGAAAAUUCGUGAACAACGUAGUCGUAUGGUGCAGACAGAAGCGCAAUAUGUGUUUUUAUAUCGGGCAAUUAGUUGUUAUAUUAGCAUGAUAAGCAGGUCUCGUCAUCCUUCUGAUGAGGCUUACGUCAGUAACGGGUAG